CCGGAAUCGGGGCUCACAGCAAGGCUACGUGGCUAGUCCUGGCUACCGUGCCAAACCAGCUCCGGAACUACAACGAGAACGGUCGUGCCAGGAGCGCCAAUGUGAAGCAUACGUACCGGCGCUUGCAGAGCACAAGCGCAGCCACCAGCUCGGCGGCCAAGCCGGACGAUUCCCGGAACAUAGACAGGCGUACAACCAAAGCCCCCUAGCGCGCAGCGAGGCAGCGCCGAAGGAGCGACCAGGCAUCGUCACUCAUCCAGCCGCAGCCCAAGUGGGAGCAAGCGCUACCGGUACCAUGCAUCCCGAAGGCCCUUUCAGUGAAGGCCGUCCAAACGGCCACACCAACCCAACUUGUCCUCCCAGCAGCAGCGAGAGCGACGACAACAACUCCUCUUGCGCCGUCCCCUGCACCGACAUUGUUCCUUUCUCCCCGAAAACCGCAAGCUGCCCAGGCAACACCCUCGCCCUUCCCUCCGCUCCUACCCCUGCAGCCCCACAGCCCCUCGUUCUCCCUCCUCCUGCUCCCUCCACCUCCGUCACGUGGCACCAGCUGGCUGACAUGUGUCCUCGGACCGCCCGAGGCCGCACGCUGCGAGUACGACUCCUGGAUGAGCCCGUCCCGUUCUUUCGUUGGACGGUACUUGCAGUGGAUGCCGUAGGCAACGUCGCCUUGCUGGCCUUUUAUCAUUCCGACCAGCACAAUCCACCACUGCCGGGGCUCCGCGCAGGGGCCUGGCUAAGCUGGAGCAACCCCGCUGGGCAUGUCUUCCUGGACGGGCGAUUUGGCGCGCGCAUUGAGGAUGAGGAUCUGCCGAACAUUACGGUGAUGGACGAGCGCGGCCGCGUCUGUGAGUUCUCCGGCGCAGGCAGACGUCGC
Astrephomene gubernaculifera is the source of this 877-nucleotide messenger RNA. The record is from the annotation of a GenBank genome assembly. Lineage: Eukaryota; Viridiplantae; Chlorophyta; Chlorophyceae; Chlamydomonadales; Astrephomenaceae.